Messenger RNA from Lepisosteus oculatus (spotted gar), 3970 nucleotides. It is a transcript of the gene syk, whose product is annotated as spleen tyrosine kinase. Gene Ontology annotation, molecular function: non-membrane spanning protein tyrosine kinase activity; ATP binding. The record is from RefSeq and is a predicted model, not a curated record. Lineage: Eukaryota; Metazoa; Chordata; Actinopteri; Semionotiformes; Lepisosteidae. Gene Ontology annotation, biological process: regulation of platelet aggregation; macrophage activation involved in immune response; B cell receptor signaling pathway. Gene Ontology annotation, cellular component: cytoplasm.
UUACACUUCCACAUUGUACUCUGGCCUCUGCAAAAAAUUCAAGUCUUGUAACCUCUUUAAUGUAACACACAUUAGUAAUACAUUGCGUUAAAUAUAUAUAGAAUUUAUUGUCAAGUUAAAGUUCCAAUUUGCUGUUGAUCAAUUUUCUAAACUCAUGUCACCUCCUGAUACAAAUUCUUCCAGAGUGAUCACUUCAAAAUAUCCAAGAAGAGCCAGACCACAUCCUGUUCACUUCACAAGCAGUUGAAUAUGGUUGCUUCUUUCUCCGAGCACAGAGACAGCUAGAAAAGGUUUUGGACCUACGUGAAAGGUUUAUUGAAACAUAAACAGUGAAGGCAUUACUUGGUGUGAGAGAAGACAAACUGACAUCUCGUAAUGGCAGACAAAGUGAAUGAAUUGCGAUUUUUCUAUGGCAAUAUCACUCGAGAAGAGGCCGAAGACUACCUCAGGCAGAGUGGAAUGAGUGACGGACUGUAUCUGCUUCGACAGAGCCGUAACUAUCUUGGUGGCUUUGCUCUAUCUGUGGCCUACAGUAGGCAAUGUUACCAUUAUACUAUAGAGAGAGAAUUGAGCGGUACUUACGCUAUUGCGGGGGGAAAAUCUCACAAAACUCCUAGCGAUGUCAUUGACUAUCACGCGCAGGAGUCAGAUGGACUUGUGUGCCUUCUCAAAAAACCUUGUAACAGGCCUAGAGGAAUGCAGCCAAAAGUAGGACCAUUUGAAGACUUAAAAGAACAACUCAUUAAAGAAUAUGUGCAACAAACAUGGAACUUAAGGGGUGCUGCUCUUGAGCAAGCCAUUAUCAGCCAGAGACCACAGCUGGAGAAAAUGAUCGCCACCACUGCUCACGAGAAGAUGCCCUGGUUCCACGGUUGUAUAUCCAGGGAGGGCUCUGAGCCCCGCCUCCUCCAGUCACCAAGGAUAAACGGCAAAUUCUUAAUAAGGGAACGAGACAACAAUGGCUCAUAUGCUCUCUGUCUCUUGCAUGAGGGCAAAGUUCUUCACUAUCGAAUUGAUAAAGACAAGACUGGGAAGCUUUCGAUACCCGAUGGAAAGAAGUUUGACACACUUUGGCAGCUAGUAGAGCACUAUUCCUACAAGUCUGAUGGACUUCUCAGAGUUCUUACAGAGGCAUGUCCACGGCCCGACUUUGCUGCAGGCAGUAUAAAUAUAGGCCCGCCACGACUUCCUGACCAUCACCCUAGAGGUGCCACAGGUGGGAUUAUCUCCAGAAUCAAAUCCAUCACAAAGACUGGCAGCAGAAAGGCUGCCACUGCUCACCAAAAUACUUAUGAACCUAGUGUGGCAAGAAAUAAAAUCAAAGCAGUACUUUCUCCAGAGGCAAUGCCUAUGGACACAAGUGUUUAUGAAAGUCCCUAUGCAGACCCUGAAGAACUGAAACCAAAAACAGUUCACCUGGACCGCAAACAGCUCUAUUUGGAAGAUGGGGAGCUUGGUUCUGGAAACUUUGGAAAAGUCAUGAAAGGAAUUUAUAAAAUGACAAAGACUGAAAAACCUGUAGCUGUUAAAAUCCUGAAGAAUGAUGACAAUGACCCAGCUGUGAAGGAGGAGAUGCUUCGAGAAGCCAACGUGAUGCAGCAGCUGGACAAUCCUUACAUUGUGCGAAUGAUUGGAAUCUGCGAUGCAGAAAACCUGAUGCUGGUUAUGGAACUAGCAGAACUGGGACCUCUUAACAAAUAUCUGCAGAAACACAAGCACAUAACUGUGAGGAAUAUCACAGAAUUAGUCCACCAGGUAUCUAUGGGAAUGAAGUACCUCGAAGAUAACAACUUUGUUCACAGAGAUUUAGCUGCCAGGAAUGUGCUAUUAGUCACUCAGCACUACGCGAAAAUCAGUGACUUCGGACUGUCCAAAGCAUUAGCAGCAGAAGAGAACUAUUACAAAGCCAAAACUCAUGGAAAAUGGCCGGUGAAGUGGUAUGCUCCAGAAUGCAUUAAUUUCUUCAAGUUUUCCAGCAAAAGUGACGUAUGGAGCUUUGGUGUUUUGAUGUGGGAAGCAUACUCCUAUGGACAGAAGCCAUACAAAGGGAUGAAAGGAAACGAAGUUUUGCAAAUGAUUGAACGUGGAGAUAGGAUGGAAGCACCUGCUGAGUGCCCGUCUGAAGUUUAUGACAUCAUGCGCAAGUGCUGGACCUAUAAGACUGACGAGAGACCUGGAUUUCACGCUGUUGAAGGAAGGCUAAGAGAUUACUACUAUGAUAUUUCACAAUGAUAACAUUUUCUGGGGUUGUAUAGGUAGCUUAAUAACUGUGCCAUUUUUAGAAAUAUUAUAAGAUUUACUGGCAUUUGACAUCUUUAUUUUAUUGCUUUUAGAAAUCUCUGUUGCUCGGUAUGGCCCAGUUUUUUUUUUAAAAAGUGACAAUUUUUAGCAAUUUAUCCCAUACAUUUUUAUCUAACCAAACAUUUAACAGAACUGUAGAAGGCAUAUACUGUAUUGCAGUAAAAAAAAAAACUUGUAAAAGAAGGUGAAAGGAUCUCAAAGUGUGUAAUUCACUUUCCAAUAAACUAUGAAUUCUGUUAUUCUGUGUGCUUAAUUCAGCUCCAGCUUUUUAAUGGCAAACAAUUAUAUGACGUGUUGUUUUUAUUAUUACAGAGCAAUUUUGACAUCAUCUGUUGUCCUUAAUUAUCUAACUUUAUCAGAUUUAUAUAUACAGUAAAUGAUAAUAUAAAUAAUAAAUGUAUCAUUUUUUUAUAUUAUAUGAACAUUAUUUUUUCUCUUUUUGAUUGGUUUUAGGGACAGCAAACAAGGAACACUUGAAUUAAUUUAUUUAAACCAAAAGGGUUUUUUUGCAUUCCUGCCCAAAAAUACAUUUGCAUUAUUUAAUAAGCUGGAAUUGAAAGAAAUGACUUGUUGUGAAUUGAAUUUUACUCAUUUCUUUUGCCUUGCCCAUCAUUUAUGAAGAAAUAAAUAUACAUUUUGAAUAACAGAUAUCUUGUUUCUAUACAUUACGAUUCUACACCAAAUGUGUAUAUUAUCUGUGCAUAAUCAGAUAUCCUUCAGUGCAAAAGAUUGUUAUAAAUAUUUCAACAGUAAUUUAAUUUUCAUUAUUAAAUUAUGUCUACACAUUUUUUGUGAUGGCAUCCUGCACAAUCAUUCUUCCUCUGCUCUAGGAGUCGUUAAUUCAGGACAAGAAUAACCGUAAUGUGUGUCAUUCUACUUUCCCUUUGUUACAAAAUGGUUAUGGACUUCCAAUAUAAUUGGUGCAAUAUAAUUGUUCAAAGUUGCAUUGUAGAGAUGCCAUCCCUUUUAAUUUCAAUAGUUCUUUCUUUCCUGUUCAAACCUGACAAAAUAACACCCACCUCCCAAAGGGAGACAAUUAUAAAACUUAAAUAGCAUCUUCAUGUAGAAAUAUUAUGCAGGAACAUUUAUAACACAUUUAAGAAGUAAAAAGGAUAGUUGCUCAUUAUGGACAAUAUGCCUUGUAAUGUCAGUGAGUGUUCAUCUUUGUAGUAGUCAUUUUAAUUAGGCAGAGGACUUUUCUGUUGAAAAGGAACACAUGCUAAUAUCAAGUCAGUUCUCCAAGAGAUAAAGUGUAGUUUUGUUGUAAAUAUGUUCAUUAUUGGCUAAAAGAAGAUACAACUAGUUUACGUUUUACUAUCUUAAGGAGAUUUUUUACUAAGCCACUUUUUUAUUAUAAUCCAGCACAUUGAAAGAAUACUUACAUUGUUGAAAAGUGAAUGUUAUUUUCCAUUUACAGUAUGUUACCUUGACAUUUUUAUGAUAAUGUUAAUGAGAAUGUUAGUUUGAUUCCUAUACAGAAAGUGUUAAAUUAAUAUUUAAAUAUUUCAAAAAUACAUUUUGACCAUAAAGGCAAAUAAUUUUGAAUUCAUUGUAAAAAAGACUGAAUGUUUUCACAUGUUAGUAUGGCUAUUUUGUUAAAUAAGUAACUGCAGAGGUUAUGCUUUUUGUUACACUGUAGGAGUUUAUUAAAUAACAAUUAAAAACUGUA